CUCCCCUCGGCAGACUCUGGAAGACACGAGCGACCCGGAAGACUUUCCUGCCACACUCCAGAGCCGGUGUGAGAGGCGUCGAUGGCGGAGGGUGCGAAGGCGGCAGCUGAGAGCGGUGGUGGCGGCGACUCCGGAGCAGGCGCAUGCGAACGCGGAGUGGCGCCCAUUAAACCUCAGUACCGAACCACCAAGGAACGGUUCCAUGAAUACCUGGACGCAGACAAGGGGGAGGGUGUAUGCCAGGAAACACCCGCAGGAGAUGGCAAUGAAGACACGGCCGAGCCAGAGGCCAAAAGGAGCCGUCUGGAAGAUGGGCAGGAGAACGGGAAGACGGAGGUGGCAGUUGAAUCCUCUGAACAGAGGCAGGUGCCCAAGAGGGCCCGUGGCCAAAACAAAAGCCGGCCCCACGUGAAGCCAGCGCACUAUGACAAGGAGAGGCUGUGCCCGUCCCUUCUCCAGGAGCUGGCGACUCCGUGUGCGUUUGGAGACCGCUGCCGUUUCCUGCAUGACGUAGAGCGUUACCUGGAGACCAAACCAGCGGACCUGGGCCCUCGCUGCGUGCUCUUCGACACCUUUGGCCGUUGCCCUUACAGCGUUACCUGUCGCUUUGCUGGGGCGCACCUGGGGCCGGGAGGUCAGAACCUGGUGUUGGAGGAAGUGGCGGCCCGCUGUGCCCACCUCCCCUCUGUGCGCAAUGGCCUGGACAGGGCCCUGCAGCAGCAGCUGCGGAAGCGCCAGGUGUGCUUUGAGCGAGCUGAGCAGGCCCUGCGCAACCUCACGCAGGGCCCCGUGCCUGUGGCCAUUCCUGAGACCACUGUGGCCACGGUGACCCCAGAGCAGAACAGCUGCCACGCCCAGCCAGACCCCGUAGGAGGGGCCGGCACCCCACAUGGCAGCCCUGUGCCCACCUGUGGCCCCCUGACAGACGAGGAUGUUGUCCGGCUGCGUGCCUGCGAAAAGAAGCGGCUGGACAUCAGAGGGAAGCUGUACCUGGCUCCGCUCACCACGUGUGGGAACCUGCCCUUCCGCCGCAUCUGCAAGCGCUUUGGUGCAGAUGUCACCUGUGGUGAGAUGGCCGUGUGCACAAACCUGCUCCAGGGACAGAUGUCCGAGUGGGCCUUGCUCAAGCGCCACCCGUGCGAGGACAUCUUUGGGGUGCAGCUAGAGGGUGCCUUCCCCGACACCAUGACCAAAUGCGCGGAGCUCCUGAAUCGCACCAUUGACGUAGACUUUGUGGACAUCAACGUGGGCUGCCCCAUCGAUCUUGUCUACAAGAAGGGUGGCGGCUGCGCCCUCAUGAACCGCUCAGCCAAGUUCCAGCAGAUUGUGCGAGGUGUGAAUGAGGUGCUGGAUGUGCCGCUGACUGUUAAGAUGCGCACCGGCGUCCAAGAGCGCGUGAGCCUAGCACACCGCCUGCUGCCCGAGUUACGGGACUGGGGCGUCGCACUGGUCACGCUUCACGGCCGCUCCCGAGAACAGCGCUACACCAGGCUGGCUGACUGGCCCUACAUAGAGCACUGUGCCAGGGUGGCCAGCCCCAUGCCCCUGUUCGGAAAUGGGGACAUCCUUUCAUUUGAGGACGCCAACUCUGCCAUGCAGACAGGCGUUGCAGGGAUCAUGGUUGCCCGUGGUGCCUUGCUCAAGCCCUGGCUGUUCACGGAGAUCAAGGAGCAGAGGCACUGGGACAUCUCGUCCUCCGAGCGCCUGGACAUCCUCAGGGACUUCACACACUAUGGCCUGGAGCACUGGGGCUCUGACACGCAGGGCGUGGAGCGGACCCGGCGCUUCCUUCUUGAGUGGCUGUCCUUUCUUUGCAGGUAUGUCCCUGUGGGCCUGCUCGAGCGACUCCCUCAGAGGAUCAACGAGAGGCCGCCCUACUACCUAGGCCGUGACCAUCUGGAGACGCUCAUGGCCAGCCAGCAGGCUGCGGACUGGAUUCGCAUCAGUGAGAUGCUGCUUGGACCAGUUCCCCCUGGCUUUGUCUUCCUGCCCAAGCACAAAGCCAACGCCUACAAGUAGCCAACGGAGACAAUAAAUUUUAUUCUUCUACAA
Molecule: messenger RNA, 2052 nt
Organism: Psammomys obesus (fat sand rat)
Lineage: Eukaryota; Metazoa; Chordata; Mammalia; Rodentia; Muridae
Gene: Dus3l
Product: dihydrouridine synthase 3 like
Exons: 13
Coding region: 82-2019 (645 amino acids)
Biological process (GO): tRNA processing
Molecular function (GO): tRNA dihydrouridine synthase activity; metal ion binding; flavin adenine dinucleotide binding
Source: RefSeq, a predicted model, not a curated record